This is a messenger RNA of Symbiodinium pilosum, 1482 nucleotides long. Lineage: Eukaryota; Dinophyceae; Suessiales; Symbiodiniaceae. The record is from the annotation of a GenBank genome assembly.
AUGCAGCUGACACAGCUGGUUGCGGGAGUUUGCCACAGACCGGGCUCUGGGACUAUGAUUUCUUUGCGGAGCAUUGGGAAUGCCAUUGUUUUUGUGACGUUGGGCUUGGCUGCAUGUGCAGUGGUGAUGAGUGCGACAUUUCACUCCGAAAGUACCAGCGACAGGGUUGCCCAAAGCAGGUCCUUGUCCGCACACGGCCAAGAUGAGAUGUUUACGUAUCACAAGACACUUUUUCCCCCUGACGGAGCAGAUGUCCUUUGCUUCACUGUAGCUGCUGCAGGACUCAUUGUUGCUGCAAGUGGCGGCAUUGGUGGCGGCGGAAUUCUCGUACCUCUGUACAUGAUCUUCUUGCGCUUUCGGCCAAAGCAUGCCGUGGCUCUGUCAAACUUCACCAUCCUGGGAGGUGCAUUUGCCAACACGGCAUUGAAUGCCCCCAAGUUGGAUGAGAAUGGCCGCGCACUAAUCAACUGGGACAUCAUAGUGAUGAUGGAGCCGGCGACACUGGCCGGGACAGUCCUGGGUUCGUUUGCCUCGAAGUAUCUCGCCGAUUUUGUGUUGAUGGGCUUCUUGGCAGCUGUACUUGCAAUCUUGUCCUUCCGCACACUGGACAAGGGACUGGAGAUGUUUCAUCACGAAAACACCAGGGAUGCAGAGCUCCAAGCUGUGCCUCAGCAUGAAGAUGCCGACAUGGCCGAUGACUUUCAACAUGAGGCGAGUGAUGUUGAUGAUGAGCCGAAGGAGUCGCGCAACCUCGUCGGGGACGCACGUCUCCGGACGGUGGGAGAAGGGACACCAUGGCUCAAGGUCUCCUUGCUGGUCCUUUGCUUCAUGGGCUGCGUGGUUUUGACUGUUCUGAAAGGCGGUGGUCAAGGGUCAGUCGUAGGUGUUACAUGUGGCUCCAGCAGCUUUUGGUUGCUCAGCUGGGCACAACUUCCUUGGGUCCUGGGCUUUGGCCUCAUCUUCAGAGACAUGCUCAUCAAUGAAAACCUGGACAAGGAGGAGGAUGGCCAUGACUUUGAUGCUUCGGAGAUUCGCUGGACCUCUGCUACGACCAUCCGUUACCCACUUCUCUGCAGUUUGGCCGGCAUUCUUGCAGGCCUGUUUGGUGUCGGAGGCGGCAUCAUCAAGGGGCCAUUGAUGCUGGAGCUUGGCGUAGCCCCGCAAGUGGCCUCAGCCACUGCUGCUGCAAUGAUUCUCUUCACCUCCAUGGCUACUGCUGUUUCCUUCCAAGUCUUUGGCCUUCUUGAGCCAAGCUAUGGCUCCAUGUGUUUCAUGCUUGGAUUUUGUUGCACACUGCUGGGACACUACAUUGUCCACUCGUUUCUGCAGGGUGCCAAGCGGCAAUCGCCGCCUGUACUAUCAAUAGGGUGCGUGAUGGCUGUAUCCACGGCGCUGUUGAUUGUAGAGACCAUUGGAAGGCUCUACAACAUGGACUUUGGGAAGCUCAUUGAGCCAACUUCCCUGUGCAGCAUUGAUGAAUGA